This is a messenger RNA of Leptopilina heterotoma, 1090 nucleotides long. RefSeq names its product acyl-protein thioesterase 1-like (gene Apt1). Bases 195 to 845 code for a protein of 216 amino acids. The record is from RefSeq and is a predicted model, not a curated record. The transcript is spliced from 7 exons. Gene Ontology annotation, molecular function: palmitoyl-(protein) hydrolase activity; carboxylic ester hydrolase activity. Gene Ontology annotation, biological process: protein depalmitoylation. Gene Ontology annotation, cellular component: cytoplasm. NCBI's taxonomy places the organism in Eukaryota, Metazoa, Arthropoda, Insecta, Hymenoptera, Figitidae.
CAUCUCUUCUUCUAUAGUAAACUUGUAUAUCAGCAUUUAUUCUGUCGUCGUGUGUUUCACUGUGAAAAAAAAAUUGUUCCUUUACUUUUCCUUUGGUGUUUGAAAGAAAAAAAAACAAAUUUUCAUCGGCAACUUUUUUUUCUCAUCGAUUUGACAUUGAAAAUAAUUUGCAAAGAAAAAAAAAAUUAAAAAGAAUGACAACACCAGUGGUAAUUGAAGCUACAGCAAAGCACACUGCAACAUUAAUAUUCUUGCAUGGAUUGGGUGACACUGGACAUGGCUGGGCUAGUUCUAUGGGUGCUGUAAGAUCUUCCUACAUGAAAGUUAUUUGUCCAACGGCGCCCACGAUGGCAGUUACAUUGAACGCUGGAUUCCAGAUGCCAUCUUGGUUUGACCUAAAAUCAUUGGAGUCAACUGGACCUGAAGAUGAAGUGGGAAUUCGUAAAGCUGCCGGAAUGGUGCAUUCAUUGAUAGCAAAGGAAAUUGGUCUUGGUAUACCGUCGAAUAGAAUAGUUAUUGGCGGUUUUAGUCAAGGUGGUGCUCUAGCAAUAUUUAGUGCUCUCACUUAUCCACAACCAUUAGCCGGAAUUAUUGCUUUGUCCGCUUGGCUUCCUUUGCAUCAAAAAUUCCCAGCGGAAGCGAUAGGAAAUAAGGAAACACAUUUACUACAAUGUCAUGGUGAUUGUGAUCCAAUUGUUCCUUACAAAUGGGGACAAUUGACAGCAACUGCAAUGAAGCAAUUUAUGACAAAUACCGAGUUCAAGACCUAUCGAGGUUUAAUGCAUUCGUCUUCUGAUGAGGAACUCCUAGACAUAAAGAAAUUUAUCGAAAAAACUACAAAGUAACUUUUAAAUGAAUGGCAUUUAUAUAUAAAUUAUUCGCCACCCUAAAUUGUACGUAUAAUAAGUACUGAGAAAAUAAGAAAAAAGCAAAAAAAAAAAAAAAAAAAAAACUAUUUCCAACUUUAAUAUUACAAUGUAUUUAAAACUAGUAACUCGUUGACGAGUUUAAAAUCAAUCUAAGUGAAAAAUUCCAUCGUCUCUAUAUAAAGAACAGCAAAAAGAAAUAAAAAAAUCAAUACGUAGAUUGA